GCUAUUUUUUUUUUUGUAUAAAAUUAAUUUAAACAAUGUCAAAAGCAACAACUAUUAAAGAAGCUUUAAAAAGAUUUGAAGAACGUGCCCGGGUUAGUUCUUCCGAAGCAACAGAAAUUGAUUUACAAUUUCAAUGGCCUCCAAUCGAAAAGAUGGAUGGAGCACUUGGAAAUCUCGUUAAUUGCAAAUGGUUAAGUUUAUCAACAAACAUGAUUGAAAAAAUAAAUGGUUUGAAUGGAAUGAGAAAUUUACGUGUCCUUUCGCUAUCUAGAAAUUAUAUUAAACAAAUUUCUGGAUUGGAAGUUGUUGCUGACACAUUGCAAGAACUUUGGCUCAGCUAUAAUUUAAUUGAAAAACUUAAGGGCUUAAGUGCACUCAAAAAUCUUAAACUUUUAUUUAUAAGCAAUAAUCUAUUGAAAGAUUGGUGUGAAAUUAAUAAAUUACAAGAAUUGACAAGCUUAGAAGAUUUGCUUUUGGUUGGAAAUCCAAUAUGCGAAGGAUAUGAUGAAACUGGCUGGAGAGCUGAAUGCAUUAAACGUUUGCCACUUUUGAAGAAAUUAGAUGGUGAACCAGUUGUAGUUAAUGAAGAUCCUGUUGUUGGUUGAGAGAAAAUUUUUUUUAAAACUAUAAAAUUUAUUUGAUCCUUUUAUUAUCCCUUACAAAAUUGUAUGGUUUCUUACACGUGGGUAAAAAUAAUUAUGAAAAAAAAACCUUUAAGAGGAAAUAAACGUCAAUUUAAACACCUAAAUAA
This is a messenger RNA of Episyrphus balteatus (marmalade hoverfly), 751 nucleotides long. RefSeq names its product dynein axonemal light chain 1 (gene ODA-Dnal1). NCBI's taxonomy places the organism in Eukaryota, Metazoa, Arthropoda, Insecta, Diptera, Syrphidae. Bases 36 to 605 code for a protein of 189 amino acids. Gene Ontology annotation, cellular component: cytoplasm. Gene Ontology annotation, molecular function: protein kinase binding. The transcript has 3 exons. The record is from RefSeq and is a predicted model, not a curated record.